Molecule: messenger RNA, 123 nt
Organism: Wallemia ichthyophaga EXF-994
Lineage: Eukaryota; Fungi; Basidiomycota; Wallemiomycetes; Wallemiales; Wallemiaceae
Exons: 3
Coding region: 1-123 (40 amino acids)
Source: RefSeq, a predicted model, not a curated record
AUGUGUCUCAAGAAGUUACUUAGCCCAGUAAACUUCAACUGGAGGUGUCCGAAAUGCGUCUACGUCAACGCCGACAACGAUUUUUCGUGCAAAAAAUGCUACUUUAAUAUGGCGGGAACGUGA